Argentina anserina (silverweed cinquefoil) is the source of this 821-nucleotide messenger RNA. Its product is annotated as glutathione S-transferase L2, chloroplastic-like. Lineage: Eukaryota; Viridiplantae; Streptophyta; Magnoliopsida; Rosales; Rosaceae. The transcript is spliced from 10 exons. Gene Ontology annotation, molecular function: glutathione transferase activity. Gene Ontology annotation, biological process: protein glutathionylation. The record is from RefSeq and is a predicted model, not a curated record. The coding region runs from base 1 to 726 and encodes 241 amino acids.
AUGGAGAACAUGUCUUUGAAUGCAAAAUCUUCGACUUCAAGCAAAGACGGUCAGAGCUUCAGUCUUUGCAACAAUGGGAACUGGUGUGCAAGAGGUUCUUCCACCGGCUCUUACUUCUGCCUCAGACCCACCUUCAAUCUUCGAUGGGAAAACAAGGGAUUGGAGGAAACCAUAGAAUUGGUUCCUAUUGAUCUGCAGGAUAGGUCUUCUUGGUACAAGGAGAAAGUUUACCCUCCUAACAAGGUGCCCUCACUGGAACACAAUAACGAAGUCAAAGGAGAGAGUCUUGAUUUGAUUAAAUUCAUCGACAGUAACUUUGAAGGGCCUUCACUGUUCCCUGAUGAUCCAGCAAAGAGAGAGUUUGCAGAAGAGUUGUUUACCUACACCGACUCCUUCAGCAAAUCUGUGUUUUCGUUUUUCAAAGGAGAAGGAACUGAGGUAGCUGCUGGUUCUGCAUUUGACUAUAUUGAAACUGCUCUUUCCAAAUUUGAAGAUGGACCUUUCUUUCUCAGCCAAUUCAGUCUGGCGGACAUCGCGUAUGCACCAUUCAUUGAUAGAUUUCAGCAUUUUGCAUUGGAUGUGAAGAAGUAUGACAUCACUGCAGGGAGACCUAAACUAGCAGCAUGGAUUGAGGAGAUGAACAGAAAUGUUGGUUUCAAUAAAACCCGACGUGAUCCCAAAGAGCUCGUUCAAAGCUACAAGAAACGCUUUUCGGCUCAGCCCUGAGAUGUGCUGAUGUGAGGAAACAAGUUGGAAGGGUUGCUGCAGAUGUUCAAAACUUGGCUUCCAAUUUCUCAUAUCUUUGUAUGCCACUGUUAAGU